AUUGAGCGUGGUGAUGGAUUUGAUCUGAUCCAAUGAUGAUGAGGAUCAAAUGCAAGCCGACAGAAACACGCAAUCCACGCGCGAUGGAGGCGUGGUGAUGCUGAAGCUGAAGACGCAGAAGCAACAGGAGAUGGUUGUGUUCCUCAACGAACCGGCAAAACGACGUCAGGCGUCACUUUUUCUCCUUGCGGGGAGAAUCUCAACCACCUCCGUCCAGCCUUACCGGUCUCCACCACCACUUUUCGAGCACAAUUGUCACUCUUUUUUAUCUUUAUUCUUGUUCAUGGCGAGAUUCAGGGCAUGGAAGACGACGACGAGGAUUUCUUCUCCGAUGAGGGCUUCGACGAUCUGCCACCGAGCACAUUAUUACAGCUGGAACAGAACGCGUAUCGCGCCACUCAGGCUCAACGAGUCCAGAAACCAUCGCUCGAUGAUGAUGUAAUUUACGAGGGAGAAAGGCCACUGGAGAAUCAUGUCUAUCAAAACUCCGUGGUUCAGGAGCCUCACACUCGAGUCCCAGGUCCCAACAAUGCCACCCUCGAGCUCCCCGCCCGUCUACACUCCGGAUUGACAAAUGAAUAUGGCACUUUGGAUGUGGGAGAGCUAGAUGCGGAGAUUUUGAAUGAUGAUGCUGCAUCGGGAACUGCACUGGGCCAACCUGCGAAUAUUCCAGGCCAGUUUGGUCCUCUGCAGGAUAACACCCUGGUGGAAGACGGCCGCCAUGGCCCUCUACCAGACUCGAUGGAGAUUGUAGAAGAAACCUACCUUCCGGAGGAUGCCUACCAACAAAGUUACGAUGAGACCUAUGAUAUUCUAAAUGAGAGGUUGGCGCGGGAAAACGAACGGAAUCAACAAAUUAUGGAGGAACUAGCUUCAGCAAAGUCCGUGAUGGAGACGAAAACCGGGGAAAUAGCCAUAAUUCGUGCUAAUCAAGCCAAGCUCGCCGAGAACCAUGACCGGCAAUUGACAGCCUUGCGAAAGGCCAUGGCGGAGGAGUCUGCAAAGCACAAGGAAGAACUGGAAGCUGCCCGGGCCGAGGGCAAGAUGUUGGCUACGGAAAACGCAUUUCUUAGACAAGAUCUCGCGGAGGAGGCACGAAUGAACGGCUUGAAGGCGAAAAGUAAAGUGGAGGAUAAAGUACCUCCCGUCACGCCCAAAAAGUCCAGAAUUCUUCCAUUCCGUGACGGAUUCGACGAUGAUGAAAUCAUUGCCAUCUCGCCUAGCAAAUCGCAGGGGGGCCGGUCCAAACGAGGCACGCCUACUGUGCCUGGGAAGAGGAAAAGAAAACAUAGUCAGGGUAGCCCAACCCCGUUGCAGUUGGACCCUCAGCCAGAGCCCAUGAUGGAAGAAGCCCCAGGGGACACAUCAGAUGAUGCUAUGAUCGAUGCUGAGCAUUAUGAGCCAGUCUCUAUACAGAGCGAGGAUCGCAAUAUGGGGUUGAUGAAGCGGAUCUUGAACCACCGAAGGUCUCCUAACGAAGAGCGCGAUAUCGAGGUGAUGGCGCAGUUGACUUUCCCGUCAGAACCCCAACAGACGAUAUCCAGCAUCGUCCUCGAAGAAACGUCCAAUGUUCACUCGGGCAAUUUCCCGGUAGAGUAUGGACGGACAAUUGCCUCUCUGUGGGCUCGUGCUUUGAAAGAGAAAUUCUACAAGCCCAUUCCAAUGUUCAUGUCGAUUAUCCGGUUCAUCUUUGCGCUGGAUAUGUGUACAUCCGUCCCUGAUCUGAUUGAGCACUUGGUGCCAGUAUUGCAAGAAUCUGGGGAUGUCAAUGGAGUCCCACGAUUCAAACAUUCGCCCGUCUCGCGACAGAAUCUAGGCCAGAUCCGCCAGACGCCCGUUUCCCAGCUACAUCCCGAGGUGGAUUCGACAGAGGCGUUGAGUAUGCUCUACCACAUGGCAUGUGGAUGUCUUCACGUCGAGCGAGCGAUAAAGAAUUUCUGGCGACACAUACGCUACGACUUCAUCUUAAUGAUGCUAAACUGUUCCCAGCCGAUCAAGGACAUUAUCCUGACUCUGAACCUACUAUCGACCAGUAUCCGCCCAGGGUUGUUUGGGUCGAUCCACGAGGCAGAGCAAGACCAGAUAGCCAACGAGAACUACAUUGUCGACCGUGUAGGUAACCUGCUGAGCGAAAUGCCUCAGGUGGACGAGGGACAGGAUCCAUACACACCGCUGGAAAUUUGCAGCAUGCGUCUGGAGGCGCUGUCCCUUCUGAUGGCGCUGGUCUUUAACCCCAUCGACCCGAACGACAACCACGGCAUAUCGGUGAUUGCGUCUCAUCCGACGGUACUAGCGCGAUUGAUUCGAGCAAUGCAUGACGAGCUGGAUGCAUUGUAUUCGUACUCGCCCGAACAGGAUCUACACUCGUCACUGGUCAACGGGUUGAUGCGGGUUAUAUAUGGAGUAAUACGUCGUCAUCACGAGCCGGUAGAUCUGCAGGCAAAACUCUGCCGACUGGCGGGGGGCAAACAGAAGUUUCUCGUCGUGUUGACCCGGCUGGCGUUUAGUGAAGGACCGAUUUUGGAGGCGGGAAUUGAUGAUGAGACGGUGGAAAUGGCGCAUGAGAUGUUGGAUGAUGCGGUAAAUCCUCAAGAAGCGGAGGCUUUACUCGAGGCGUUCCCCAGUGCCAAACGUGACGAUUAAUGACUGAUUCUGCUAUGUAUGUUUAAAAGCUCAGCUAUAUACCCGCCAAAUAAUUGUAUUUUAUAUUUAAUUUCAUGAUUGUCAUACUGUCUGUAAACUACCGAUCUGUAGUCAUCACUGGUGAUAUAUUUCUGCUACGGGGUGAACUGACUGAACACACCCACUGACUCCAUACUUAACCCAGACAAACAGGUACUGUUUUUCAUUUGGAAGUAGAUUUUAAUUAUUG
Messenger RNA from Aspergillus wentii DTO 134E9, 2872 nucleotides. RefSeq names its product putative DNA repair protein Rad26. The transcript is spliced from 2 exons. The coding region runs from base 301 to 2643 and encodes 780 amino acids. The record is from RefSeq and is a predicted model, not a curated record. NCBI's taxonomy places the organism in Eukaryota, Fungi, Ascomycota, Eurotiomycetes, Eurotiales, Aspergillaceae.